Peniophora sp. CBMAI 1063 is the source of this 4896-nucleotide messenger RNA. Lineage: Eukaryota; Fungi; Basidiomycota; Agaricomycetes; Russulales; Peniophoraceae. The record is from the annotation of a GenBank genome assembly.
AUGAAUAUCCGCGAAACAGUGAUCAGUUGCUCCGGCGUGCCUCAGGUUCUGUCUGGUCCCUGGGCUGCCCGCACGUACUACGUGGUCUUCAAGGGCAAGCUCAGGUUCGGAAGCCCCCUUAAGAUCAAGUCCAGUCAUGCCACAGUGAGCGAGGAUGACGGUGUCCUAAUCUGGGACGAGAAACUCUACCUGGAGUACAUGCGAACAACCGAUAUCACGAUUCAGAUCAUAGCACCCCAUACCAUCGGCAAAAGUGUCAUAGCUGAAACGACCGAGAAAGCCGUGGACCUGCACUCCAAACCUGAACUGAAGAUUCCUUUGUGCGGCGGCGACGGAUACUGUACUCUACAACUUGCGAUCUACAAAGAUGAUGACGCCUGGGGUGAGGUAUCGACUGUACUUAGCCGCUUACCCUCUCCGGCUCGAUUGACCUCCAGUCCUCUUCUAUCCCGAGUCGAUGGUGCUACUUCAAGCGAGAGUGUCAUGCAAUCGACGGCCACGCAUGUAUGGAAAACUCUCCUCGACAAGAUCGAUGAUGUAGCGGAUGCAGUAGAGGCACUCUCACAAAUACACCCGUACGCCCAGAUUGCCUGGAGCGUCAUCGGAGCGGGAUACAAGCUUGCGAAGAACCAGCAGGAUCGUGACGACAAGCUGGCGUCAUUGAUAGAGACGAUGCAGAAUACUUAUGCUGCUGUCAGUGCGACCAAGUCUCUCUCACGAAUGCGUCCCGAGCAGGAGGCAGCACUGAUAUCGCUGAUGAAGCAGACCACUGAAUGUGGUUACUUCGUCAUCGAAUACAUGAGGAAGACGUUCGUCACUCGCGCAGUUCACGGGUUUUUGUCCAAUGUCGACAAGACCAUUGAAGAUUACUGCUCGCGUUUCGUGGAGCUUCGUACCGCUUUCGUUAACCAUACCUCUAUCGCGACACAAGUGCUAGUACAACUCGUUCUUGACAAGACGGAGACCCUCGAAGCAACGGUCGAACUUGUUGAUAUGCCAUUCACCAAGACAGCACGAUGGCGCAGCGGCAAACAGUGCCUGCAGGGCACCCGGACGGAAAUGAUAUCGUGCAUCUUGAACUGGGCCAAUCUCUCCGAGUACUCUUCAUCGCGCGUGCUUCUGCUGACAGGAUCGGCGGGAACCGGGAAAUCUUCCGUGGCCCACAGUGUCGCUCGUUACUUGAAUGAACUUUCACGUCUGGGGGCAUCGUACUGUUUUGAGAAGAGUGACACUGUCAAUCACCGCCCUGGUCUGCUCUUUCCGACUCUUGCUCGCGAUCUGGCCGAUUGUCACCCACUGUUCAAACGCAAACUCGCUCACAUUGCCAGAAGUGCGACCUUGCGAGCCACACCUGAUCUCGACGACCAGUUUGAGAAUCUGAUCUUGAAGCCUCUAUCAGAGCUCGAGUACAUUGGUCCGUUGAUCAUUGUGAUCGAUGCAUUAGACGAAAGCGCUAGUCCCAAGGAUCGGCGCAAGCUACUGGAGAUACUGGCCAGGCGUCUCGACGAGCUUCCGGUCAACAUCCGCUUCGUGAUGACCUCUCGUCUCGAAGACGAUAUCAUGCAAUCUUUGGGAGCUGCGCGAUACGUCUCACGUCUGGACAUGGGUCAGAUCCCGUCGUCAUCCACGAUCACGGACAUUACAAAGUUCAUCUCUAGCAGACUCGUUGGAAUCGAUGGGCAGCCAGUACAAGUGUUCAAGAAUGAGCAUUAUCGGCAUCUGGCUGAAAAGUCGGAAGGACUAUUCCAAUGGGCUGCUGUCGUAUGUGACAUGAUCUUGCACGGCGAAGACAUGGAUUACUAUCUUGCAGACGAGGACAUGCUAUCACACUAUGAGCGAUUCUCUUCUUUAUCGGCUGAAUCGACGUCUACCGGUGUUCUCGAUGACCUGUAUCGUGAUAUACUGCUUCGUAGUGUCCCUAUGUCACAGGCCCAAGGCCGCCGGGAAGGUUCCAAACAUCUCCAAACAUUCCGCAAACUGCUCAGCCCGAUUCUUGCCGCAGUACAGCCUCUAUCCGCACGUUCAUUGUUUCGUUUGUUGCUGUUUUCCGAAUCUGAUCAACGCGUUUCAACGUCCAUGCUUCGCCGGCUCGGAGCACUUCUCACCGGAGUGCACGACGUAGAUUCGCCUAUCCGUCUUCUCCACACUUCAUUCCGAGACUUCCUGCGUGAUCCGUCCGCAAGCGAGGCCUACUAUAUUGACCCAGACGCCUCUCACCCUUCAUUUGCUCUCGGCUGCGCCCAGGUUCUCAAUAUGGAGCUUCGUUUCAACAUCUGUGCUUUGGAGACAUCAUAUGCACUGAACGAGGAGGUCGAGGACAUGCACGCCAGACUGAUUGAACAUGUGUCGGCUCCGCUGUCGUACGCUACCCAGCAUUGGGGAAAUCAUGUCGCGGCCGCGUCUUCACUCGAUGAAUCAUUAAUGGAGGCUAUCUCGUUCUUUCUGCAUGAUAGAUUCCUCUUCUGGCUCGAGGUGCUGAGCUUAUCGGGCUCGCUGCACACGGCCCUACCCGCUCUCGCGGCUCUGCGAGACAAGAGCAUACCCGCGAACCUGGAUGCUCUUGUGGCAGACUAUGUUCGAUUCAUACGGGUAUUCAACUAUCCGAUCAGGUCCUCGGCUCCUCACAUCUAUAUCAGCGCCUAUGCACUCGCGCCCAGUACUUCCCUUGUGCGCCUGCAGUCGUACUCGCUUGCCUUGCAACAUCUCGUGCGCGUUUCAGGCCCUUGGGAUCAUUGGCCAAAGACGGAUGUGAUCAUUGACACGCACGAUCAUAUCCUGUCUGUGGCAUUCUCGCCGGAUGGUCGUUGCAUUGCAUCCUCGUCGACGGAUAAUGAAGUAUCGCUUUGGAACGCGGAAACCGGUUGGCUCAUCUGCGAACCGCUCACGGGUCAUGUUGACACAGUCGCCGCUGUGGCGUUCUCUCCCGAUGGGUACUCGUUGGUCUCCGGGUCUCACGACACGACCCUACGCAUUUGGGAUAUCGGCAGGGCAGAACUGGGUAUCACGGUUGGAAUGCAGCUCAUGGGGCACUCCGACCGCGUGAAUACGGUUGCCUUUGCACCAGGCAGUCAUUGCAUUGCAUCUGGAUCGGAUGAUAUGAGCGUGUGUAUCUGGAAGCCUGACUCAGGUACCUACGUACCGAUGAUCUUGAGGGAACAUGUUGGAGGAGUUCUGUCCGUUAUGUUUUCACCUGAUGGACAACGGCUCGUGUCCGCUUCCACAGAUGGAUCUGUGUACCUAUGGGGAAUCGAAUCGGGGGUACUGUUGCAGAAACUGUUGGGCGGCCAUAUGAUGCCGGUAACAUCGCUUGCGUUCUCUCCCGAUGGGGCCACAGUCGUUUCAGGGUCUAUGGAUGCAUCCUUAUGUCUCUGGGACGCGAAUACAGGUCGAUUCCGUGAUCGCCUCCACGGUCAUACUCGUGCAAUCACGUCGUUAGCCUAUUCGCCGAACAGCAAUCGGAUCGUAUCUGCCUCUGAUGACCAACUACUAUGCGUCUGGGACAUGGCACAAGACGCGAUUGGCAAUCACUGGCAGGCAUCGCGAUUUGACGGCCAUACGGGAAGUCCGAGGUCUGUGGCUUUCUCCCCCGACGGGCGACAGAUCGUCUCUGGCGGAGAGGAUAGAACUAUUCGCGUAUGGCUGGUCGAUAACCAGUCUGGCGUCGAUUUCGCGUUCGAUGAGACCGAUACCUCGGUCAAUUCCGUCUUCAUCUCGUCCGAGGGUACCCGAUAUGUUGUCAGAUCUCACGAUCAGAGCGUGAGGGUGCGUCAUGUUGUCGAUGACAUGCCAAUUGGGAGACCACUGCAAGACCAGGUCGGCGAGAUAACUUGCGUAGCAUUCUCCCAUGACGGACGUUUAGUCGCUCUUGGAGGGGAGGACUGCGGGGUGAAUAUAUGGGACGUCGGGACCGGCCUGCACGAAGUUGGCCUGAGAGGACAUUCCGGUCCCAUAUCAUCCAUAGCGUUUUUCCCUGACGCUCGCCACUUUGUGUCCGCCUCGCAUGAUGCAACUCUUCGCAUCUGGGAUCUCACGAGGCAAUGCCUGGCGAUGAACCCGCUCGAAGGGUGCACGAAGGAGAUCACGUCCAUGGCUGUUUCCCUCGACGGACGGAUGCUUGUUGCGGGCUCAGUUGAUGGUUCCAUACGUAUCUGGGACACGCAGAGAGGCAGACUGUCGCGCACAAUCAACGGCGAGCCACACAUCCCGAUCCGAGCUGUGGCCGUUGCACCUAAUGCGCGCUUCAUCGCCGGUGGCGGCGAUGACUGCUCGGUGAGAAUCUGCAACGCGCAGACCGGUCAACUACUGUGGAGGUCCAGUCUUGGUCAUAGCGCCGCCGUCACGUCUGUCGUAUUCACUUCAGAUGGACAAUUGGUCAUCUCGGGGUCCCUUGACUGCCGUAUACGUAUCUGGAAGAAUAAUGGUGCACUAGCGGACGAGCCCCUUGUGGGACAUACUGGUGCUAUAACCAGCGUAGUAGUACCGCAAUCUACCGUGGCGUCUACGCCCAGCCAUAUCGUCUCAUCUUCCACCGACCGUACUGUGCGCGUAUGGUCAACAACCGCGCAUGGACAUAAUACGCAGCGUGCAUACCUGUUCUCGAAGAACCCAUUGCAUGCCUUAACCGGAUAUCCAAGUCUAGAGCUCGCGCGACGCUCUUCGGAACCCAACCCACAAGCUAUCAGGUUCACACUCACGUCCGAUUGGUGGAUCAAGGACGAAACUCAUGAUCCACCUCGCGUUCUACUAUGGAUUCCACCGGAGAUGCGAGACGGCUUGUACAUGCCUAACACAGCGCACAUCAGUGGACAGCGCACAUACCAACUUGACUUCAGUGACUUCGCGCACGGCGCACGAUGGGCGGACUGCUGGAAAGGUGAAGGGAUGAAGUACCAGUAG